AUGUCAAGUGAUGCUGGGAUGUCUUCCGAUUUUGGGUUUCACCUAUCUGAAAUAGCCAACACCGACUCUCAACGCACCAACGACGACCUCUUAGUGCCCGGUCACCAAAUUCGCGUGAACCCAUCACCUGAUUUUCAAGGACCGACUUUCCCGAUGCCAUUACCACUGUCGUGGGACCAGUUUACCGGAGGAAUAUGCCGAAACUUGGCGGGCGGGUUUGAUGUCCCCCAGAAUUCUUGGCCGCCUGUGGACCUUGGUACGGCACAUGUCGGAGGUUCUGUCGAGUGGCCAGCUUCAAGCUCGCCUAACUCAGACGGCGAUCGUGAUAAAAGUAGCAAAGCCCAAACCUUCAUAAUUUCUGCUGCGCGGUCGAUUUUGCGGGCCGACUACCUGGAAUAUUUGGCGGCCGAGCUGCCUCGAUGGGCCAAAUGGGGGUUGUACAACAUUGACAACUGUACCGUGGACCCAAAUGCUGAGUAUUACGAUUUACAACUUGCCUACUCGACCGUAUGCUUGCUUUAUACUCGGAUGGGAGACGACGAAAUUCGCAGCCGCAUAUCCCUGGUCAAACUCAACAAGGAAUAUCUGCGAGCGUUUGAGACGUGGCAGUCACGACGACGCAAGCGCGGUAUCGGUCGAGGAGACGCAACGUGUAUUAUUGACAACAUUCUACAGAAUAUCUACCAUGACUGGCCUACUCGCAAUGAUAGGGAGCGCAAAGAUUUGCGGACUCAAUUUCAUAGCCGCAAGCAUUUUGGCAAGCGGUGGACUAUGCUAUCCGAUGUCCUUGGCAAAGGUAUCCUGCUGCUCUGCUCACCAAAGGUAGCAAAAAUGGUGUGA
This is a messenger RNA of Metarhizium brunneum ARSEF 3297, 840 nucleotides long. Its product is annotated as Aurovertin biosynthesis cluster transcription factor aurF. The record is from RefSeq and is a predicted model, not a curated record. Lineage: Eukaryota; Fungi; Ascomycota; Sordariomycetes; Hypocreales; Clavicipitaceae.